This is a messenger RNA of Poecilia reticulata (guppy), 1222 nucleotides long. RefSeq names its product TLR adapter interacting with SLC15A4 on the lysosome. Lineage: Eukaryota; Metazoa; Chordata; Actinopteri; Cyprinodontiformes; Poeciliidae. The record is from RefSeq and is a predicted model, not a curated record. Gene Ontology annotation, biological process: regulation of toll-like receptor signaling pathway.
UUCACUCGGUUCAGAGUCGUCUGUGACCCGCGGGACCCUCAACACCCAGUUGGAGUGAAGGUCGUGCUCGGCUGAGCUGGAGGCCACUGAGGCAGGGCAGCAAAGAGAAAGCACGAGCGAUGCUGUGUGAAGGGAGACUGCUGAGCAUGACCUACGGUGAGACGGAAGAGAUGGACUCGCUGCCUCCUCCUCAGACUUUCCGUUGUGCUGGUGGGCAACCCAGAGCCUCCCUAACACCCAGCACUUCUGAACCCGCUCCGCUCGUCUCCUACAGCUCCUGGAAGGAAAUGGGAGACACAGAGAGCCUGAAGGCUUCAGUCGACCUGUACAUCUCUCCGCUUUCGACCUCAUCACAUCUCCAGGGCGUCUAUACGGGGAGGCAAAUAUCUGCAGACAUGGAAAUUCCCGCCCAGCCUCACCUUGACGGGGGUGACGCUGCCCUCUUGGUUCCCUCCUUCUGCCAGACCAUCUAUGAAAACUACAGCGACCUCCAUAUUGGGGGGGAGCAGGUGCUGCCUCUGUCAGCCAACGACGGCGAUUUGAGGGCGUGUGCUGAAGCGCAGGCCGUGAGGCCGUUCCUGCAGUCCUGCGAUGUCCCACUGGCGGUGGAGGACUCGCCUCCAGGACAGCGAGGUCUGCAGAACUUGCUCCAGAGAGGAUCCAACCACUGGAGGCAGGCGAGCGGCCGUGAUCGCAGCUUCUUGUUCCAGGGUCGCGAGGGCCCCUUCUCCAAUUCCCUGCUGAAUCAUUACCUGGAGCAGAAGCUCUUGGAUCUGUACCAGCAGUACAUGAUGGAGAACAUGGCGAGGGAGGGAGUUCCCGGUCCAGAUGGCGGGGCCAUUUGCCCACUGCUGGGUUCGGAGCUUGUUCUGACUAGCAUUGACCAGAUCACCCAACAGCUCAGCCGGGAGGGCAACCUGGAGGCCGGCCUGGCCAAGGACAUGGUUCUGAGCUGCUUGCUGCGGGUGGCCAGCGACCUGCAGUCGGGUGAGAUCAGCACGCCCUUCCUGCAGAUUUCAACCGAGGCCUCCGGGGAGCAGCUCACAGAGAAUACGCAAGAAUAACCACAAAGCUGAAAAGCUCACUUUCUCUUCUCCUUUACAACUAAGUUCGCUUAUUGCUGGUCUGGAGAGUGAAAACCUACAAUAGACGUAGAUAAGCAGCUUUCCACGUGUUGCGUUUGUCUUUCUAACUGUCAAUAAACGGGAAAUGUAAACUGAAA